AUGUCUACCUACAACGGAGCCUGCCACUGUGGUGCCACUGAGUGGACCGCCUCCCUCGACAAGGACACCUCGUCUCACAUUCUUUGCCACUGCAACACCUGCAAGAUUCUCUCCGGCGGUGCCUACACCCUGAACCAGAUCGUCCCCAAGGACUCCUUGAAGAUCACAAAGGGCGGCGACAGCCUCAAGAACUACACCUACAAGGGUGACUCUGGCAACCCCGUCCACUGCUACUACUGCCCCAACUGCACUACCCACGUCUACCACCACCAGACCGCUCUUGGCGACGACAAGAUCAUCCUGCGCACAGGUCUUCUCUCCGAGGGUCGCAAGAACUUUGGCCCUGCUGCUGAGAUCUACGGCAAGGACCGCUUCUCGUGGGAGAAGGAGGUUGCCAACACCUUCGAGGUUCUGCCUCCUCAGUAA
Aureobasidium melanogenum CBS 110374 is the source of this 426-nucleotide messenger RNA. RefSeq lists its product as uncharacterized. The transcript is spliced from 2 exons. Gene Ontology annotation, molecular function: carbon-sulfur lyase activity. Bases 1 to 426 code for a protein of 141 amino acids. The record is from RefSeq and is a predicted model, not a curated record. Lineage: Eukaryota; Fungi; Ascomycota; Dothideomycetes; Dothideales; Saccotheciaceae.